AGGUAGCAGCCAGGACAACCUUAGCUAAAUAGCUAGCGAAUAUGAAGUGACGGCUGGACACAGAGAGUGCAUUUGCAAACACACUUUUUCAUUACUUGGAAAGUUGAAGGACGACAAGAACAUCUACACGUGACAGCUUGAAGACUGGCUACUGCAUCUGACUGGCAUGUCGAGAAGAAGCAGGAAUAGUCGGGCGUGGCGCUACGUUUGGGGUAGUAUCCGGCGAGAUUCCGAUGCAAGAGCACUUAUUCAAGCCUCGGAAACAGAGUACAGUGAUUCGGACUCUGAGGUGGAGUUGUCGGUGGCUGAGCCCCCAGUGCCCAGUGCGGUGCCAGUGACUGGGGAGUCCUACUGCAGCUGCGACUCCCAGAUCGAGGCCAGCUGCAACCCUCGCCUGCGUGGCUUCACACACAUACACGACUGCCACUGUGGGGAGGACGACCAGGAUUUUGAUUGGGUAUGGGACGAUGACAGUCGGUCGGCGGCGACGCUGCUCAGUUGCGAGAACCGUAAGGUCAGCUUCCACUCGGAGUACAGCUGUGGCACGGCGGCCAUCCGGGGGUCCCGGGAGCUGACGGACGGACAGCACUUCUGGGAGAUCAAGAUGACCUCGCCCGUCUACGGCACUGACAUGAUGGUGGGAGUCGGCACCUCCGAUGUGAACCUGGAUAAGUACAGGCAUACCUUCUGCAGUCUGCUGGGGAAGGAUGACGAGAGCUGGGGCUUGUCGUACACAGGUCUGCUUCAUCAUAAAGGUGACAAAGUGAGCUUCUCGUCGCGGUUCGGCCAGGGCUCCAUCAUUGGCGUGCACCUGGAUACCUGGCACGGCACUCUCACAUUCUUCAAGAACCGAAAGUGCAUAGGCGUGGCGGCGACGGAGCUGCAGAACAAGCGUGUGUUCCCCAUGGCGUGCAGCACGGCGGCCAAGAGCAGCAUGAAGCUGAUCCGCUCCGUCUCGGCGCCCACCUCCCUGCAGUACCUCUGCUGUGCACGCCUGCGCAGGCUGCUGCCUUCGGGCACCGACGCCCUGGGGGUCCUGCCCCUGCCGCCGGGACUCCGGCAGCUGCUUCACUCCAAGCUGGGCUGGGUGCUGACACUGGACCACCACCACGCACAAAGCCCCUCGCAGGGCCACGCGCACUCACACUCGCCCGCGGGACCCUCAUCCAGCAGCGACUCAGAGAGCUGCGGCUCUGACCCAGAGGCCUGCCAAAGGAAACGCUGCCGCUGGACCUGAUCUACGCACACACACACACACAAACACACACACACACACACACAUAUCUAUAUGUAUACACACACACACACACACACACACACUCUACAUGCAAAAGGUAAGAUAUGAAUACUGUGGGUGCACGCGACAAAAAACACACAAACUUAAGUACAGUAUUUCUUUUUGUAAUGCAAAAUGGCGGGGGUUCUGAAAAUAUCCCUUUAAAGAAAAAAACGCAACACUGAUUUAAUACAAACUGAAUGAGUUUUUUUCCUGAAUAGGCAAAGUAUUCUGAUUAACUAGUAAAAAAAAAAGCUGGCGUUUACAAAUUAAAAAUUAAGUCUAAGUCUCCACGUUCAAAAAGGUCAAAGAGAAAGUGCUUUUAGAGGCUGGCUUUAAGAAAAGAAAACACCCUUCUAUAGACACACACAUCCACGUGCAACACCCCAAACACACCUGUGAGAGCCUUUGGGGACCAGCUGCAUUCUGCCAACAGCAGUGACUUUAUACACUGGUUCAGGAUAUUAGAAACACGGGCUUAACAGUUCCUUCCAUGCAUUCCAAUGCCACAGUGGUCUACUGUGAUCGUUGAUGCGUUUGUCAGCAAGCGUUAACUGGAUAUCAAAGGCUCCUAACAGUAUUUAAAACAUUUUGAGAGUAUUACAACAGCAAAUCAGCUGGUUCCUUAAACAAUUUACACUGGACUGCACAACUCAACUUAACAUUGUGGCCUGUUUCAUGUGUUUUGCUUUUUAAAAAAUAUUCAAACUGUUACUGCUUUCUGGAUGCUGUUCUCGGAAGUGUUGAUACACGGAAGAAGUAGAUCAAGUAUUAGUCUCAACCUGGGGUGUAUUCCAAUAACCUGUCUCAGUAGUAAAGCAGGUUAAGUUAACCAUGAGGUAGUGAUAAAUCAUCGAAUAGAAGAACCUCCUCAUUUUUUUGGAACUAAAUGACACAUUUGGGCUAUCAAUUAGCAAGUCUACCACUUCCUGUAGGUAAACUUACCCAGAUACUGGUAUAUCAUUACCUCCGCCAAGGAGGUAAUGUUUUCGGUAGCGUUGGUUUGUCUGUCUGUCUAGUUUUUGAGUUAUCCAGCUGACAAACAAACAAUCAACGAAUUUGGACGAAACUUUGUGGAGUUGUUGGUAAAGACCCAAGGAACAUGUGAUUAAAUGUGAUCUGGAUCACGAACCAGAACCAGGACCUUUUUAAAGAUUCUUCACCAUUGCUGGCCUAUAAAUCUAGACGCCCCUAGUGACCACAUAUUGAAUUGCAGUUUCUAACUCCACAAAAGAAGGCAGAAAGAGAGGGUGUAACAUAGUCAGAUGUUCUAUUAAGCAGCUUCCUUGGCGGAGGUCUGCGCUCUCUGAGUGCUUCUAGUUUAACCAUGUUCUUGAAAUAGCCCCUGCCCUCGCCUACGUGGCCAAAGCUCUAACUACUCGUUUACUUUGGCGUGUUAAGAAAGGUGCCCGUCAGGCCCCUUGCAGCAGUUUGGUCGUGUUGCCUUUCGACCAAAAGCUACUGAUGGGUAUAUUUAGGAUUUUGAAUGGCGGGAGAGAAACGGUCGCACUCAGAGUUGUUUACUGCAGUGAAGGAACAGGUCUCAUUUGUUGCAGGAUUUGAAAUCAAACACACCGUGAUGUCUGUGUUUUCUUGUGCUUUCUGCCAGUUGCUGCUUCACACAUUUUUCGUUGUUGUCUUUUUUUGUAACUGGACCUUCUUACAAAUACAUGUGGCCUGAUGAAUUCAGAUACUUUCUUCCACAAAAGCUCAUUGCAUAAUUUAUGUGUACACUCGAGGAACAAUGAACACCCUCAGAAACGUAUGGAAUUUGGCCGAAAAGGGGAUUGAGGCAAACCUGUAGAAUGUGGAGCACUCCUUAUUUGUUUGUGUAUUUUUUUGCUGAUGUGUCAACCUAUGUGGGUGAGUGAGUGGCUAUCUUAUAAUUUAAUUAGGUUUGGUGUGUGUAUGUGCAUAGUGUGUACGAUUCAGAUCAGUUUACAUACUUAAGUCACGUGAGGAGUGUUCCUGUGCCUUUGGCCUGCCCUGUCAUUCAAACCAUGGUAUCCUAGGUGACACUUUUUAAAAAUGCUGUUCAGACACACAAGUUUCGUUUUUGUUUUUGUUUUGUUUUCAUAGCCUCAUUUUUUCAUAUCUUCUUUUUUUAGACAAUGUCAUUGUGGAGGAAGCCUCCUCUCUUGUGUCUUCUUUUUCAGUGGGUCUUAAUCAAAUACAUACACUAUAAAUAUAUGUUUUAUAAUUGUCUGUAAAAAGAAAAAAAACCCUUUUUGUUAUGCAUUAAAGCACUUUUGCUUAUUGUAUGUAUAUAAAUUUACAUAUUUCUUCAACUAUGCUUUCAUCUGUACAUACUGUAUGUAUAAGCUUAGUCUCUAUUUGCAUUCUGUAUAUCUAAAGCAUGGCCUUUAACCGACUUAUGGUGUUAACAUGAAAUAAAUAUGCACAAAAUCA
Molecule: messenger RNA, 3685 nt
Organism: Engraulis encrasicolus (European anchovy)
Lineage: Eukaryota; Metazoa; Chordata; Actinopteri; Clupeiformes; Engraulidae
Gene: spsb3a
Product: splA/ryanodine receptor domain and SOCS box containing 3a
Exons: 7
Coding region: 167-1237 (356 amino acids)
Biological process (GO): proteasome-mediated ubiquitin-dependent protein catabolic process
Cellular component (GO): SCF ubiquitin ligase complex
Molecular function (GO): protein binding
Source: RefSeq, a predicted model, not a curated record